AUGACCUUAUCGACGCCACCAACACCGAUACCUGUAAUGGUUACUGCACCCGAUGAUUUGUCACGCUGCAGCAGUGGAAAAAACGAAGUUAGCUGUCUAAUGGUACUUAUGACCGGUCACGAACCCGCGAAGAGAGACCAACGAGGAUUACCGACGUGGAUUCUCUACAAGAUCAUCGACGACGGGCGGAUGGCUGUCUCGAGAACGAGCUGGAACGACGGACCUAUAGGAACUCGAAGUGAGCAAUCGACGCAUGCGUGA
Cotesia congregata is the source of this 261-nucleotide messenger RNA. The record is from the annotation of a GenBank genome assembly. NCBI's taxonomy places the organism in Eukaryota, Metazoa, Arthropoda, Insecta, Hymenoptera, Braconidae.